CUCCAAGACCUAAGACGAUGGUUUCUUAAGCACGGCACCGCGUCCCCUUUCUCGACCCUUGACUGCAGGCUGGGAUUCGGCACAGGGGUCCCGGGACUCCGUCCCCUGGAGGAGUCCCAGCCGCCACCUCCCGGGGAAGCUUGCACCGUUGCAGGGGCGCACGGGCCAUGUGGCCACCGUCCGGCGCGCUGGUCCGCCCAGAGGACAUGGUGGCACCUGGCGGAGUCCUGGCCUAGCAUGGCCCGAGCUCGGACGGACGUCGCCUCCGGCUAGGAUGGCCCCUCCGGACCCGGCUGGUGCGCACCCCACCUCGGCCGAGCCGCUGUCCCGCAGCAUCUUCCGGAAGUUCCUGCUGAUGCUCUGCUCGCUGCUCACGUCCCUGUACGUCUUCUACUGCCUGGCCGAGCGCUGUCAGACCCUGUCCGGCCCCGCCGUGGUCGUGGGGCUGUCGGGUGGCGGCGAGGAGGCGGGGACCCCGAGUCGCGGCGUCCUGGCCGGUGGCCCGAGCGAGCUGGCCGAGUGGCCCGCGGCGGCGCGGAGAAAGCGGCUUCUGCAGUCGCAGCAGUGGAGGAGGCACCGGCCACCCACCCCGAGCAACGACGGUGACCAGGCGGCCUGGGAAGAGGACACCCUGGGCCUGGCCGCGGGACUUGGCGGCUCCGGGGCUGGCAGCAGCGUGGCCGAGGCCCCGCCGGGGACCCUGGCCCUGCUCCUGGACGAAGGCAGCAAGCAGCUGCCGCAGGCCAUCAUCAUCGGCGUGAAGAAGGGCGGCACGCGGGCGCUGCUGGAGUUCCUGCGCGUGCACCCCGACGUGCGCGCCGUGGGCGCGGAGCCCCACUUCUUCGACCGCAGCUACGACAAGGGCCUCGCCUGGUACCGGGACCUGAUGCCCAGGACGCUGGAGGGUCAGAUCACCAUGGAGAAGACGCCCAGCUACUUCGUCACGCGCGAGGCGCCCGCGCGCAUCUCGGCCAUGUCCAAGGACACCAAGCUCAUCGUGGUGGUGCGGGACCCGGUGACCAGGGCCAUCUCGGACUACACGCAGACGCUGUCCAAGCGGCCGGACAUCCCCACCUUCGAGAGCCUGACGUUCAGAAACAGGAGCGCGGGCCUGAUCGACACGUCGUGGAGCGCCAUCCAGAUCGGCAUCUACGCCAAGCACCUGGAGCACUGGCUGCGCCACUUCCCCGCGCGCCAGAUGCUCUUCGUGAGCGGAGAGCGGCUCAUCCGCGACCCGGCCGGCGAGCUGGGCCGCGUGCAGGACUUCCUGGGCCUCAAGCGCAUCAUCACGGACAAGCACUUCUACUUCAACAAGACCAAGGGCUUCCCCUGCCUCAAGAAGGCGGAGGGCAGCAGCAAACCCCACUGCCUGGGCAAAACCAAGGGCAGGACCCACCCCGAGAUCGACCCCGAGGUGGUGCAGAGACUGCGCGAAUUCUACCGGCCCUUCAACCUCAAGUUCUACCAGAUGACCGGGCACGACUUUGGCUGGGAUGGAUGACAAAAUGUAAUUUAAAAAGAAAAAAAAAAAAAAAUUAUCCAAAUAUAAUAUAUUUUUUUACCACUCGGUAGAGAAAAGGCAGUUUAAUAUUUGUGAUGAAAAUACUCGUUUUAGUAUUUUUCCAAUGAAUGUUCCUGCCUCCAACCCCAUCUUGAUGGAUAACUGAGCCCGAACAUUUGGGUAAACACGAAAGGAAAACUUAUCUCGUUUAAAUAAUUUCAAUUUUCAGUUUUAUUUUGUGUUCUAUAGACGCAGGCGUGAAGGAGAAGCAUCAAUGGUCAUUAAAGUUUUUAAGAAAAUUCUGACGUUAAGCAUUUCUUUAAAAAAAAAAAAAAGACCCUGGUAAAGUUGAUUUCUGUCCUUAAUAUUUCUCUCCUUUUUUCCUGUGCCAUUUUUCAUAAAUCAUUUCCUAACUUGGCAAUAAUGCUGUAUGUGUGGAUCCCUUUUCACAGCUUUUGUAUUUCACUCAAAUAUGGUUUUCGAUUCUUACACUAUACGUGGUGCAAAAGUAUGCUGUUAUACAUAGAGAUGUUAUCCCCAUUUUACAGAUAAGGAAAACAGACUCAGGGAGAUUAAAUGACUCAUAGGUGAUAGAUCCUGACAAAACCUCAUCUUGCACUUGUGUCCAUGUCUCUUUUUUGGGGGUACGAUGAAAAAUAAAAAUAAUUGCACCUUCAUUAGCUGGUUUCAAGAUGAUCCAAAAUGGGAUAGAGGAUUUCUUAAAUUGUUUCCUGAGUUCCAGACUUGACUUGUGGCAUCCGGUUUCAUUGCAAAAUUGUCUAAGGAAGCCACUAAGAUCUGGAUCAAACCUCUUGGGUGAUUAACAUACCCAGAGAUAUGGAGAUUGGAUUGAAUCAUUGGAUUCUUGUAUCCAGGGCAAGAUGGACAGCGGUAACCCGGCAGGAGUGGUGAUAGAUGAGAUGGGAGGGUUACUUAAGAGUCCCUGGAUUUGGCUGCUUUAUUUUUUUUUUAAAGAAAAAUUCAUUUGCAUUGGAUUUUAUCAGCACGAAACCCAUUUUUCUUCACAUUAUUUUGAAGAAAAUCUACUUUCCUUUGUAACAGCUCAGGUCUAAUCUUGUCGCUAGUUCUAAAAUAGCUACCAAUUGACGGCUCAUUGCAAUGCCUUUGCUGAUUCAUGGGUGGAGGAUUGUCACUUUGUCACUUUAUUUUUCCAAUUUCCUAGUCACACCAUGUAUUAUUACGUGGAAAAUGUUCAAAGAAAUGCAGUUGUGAGUAAAGUAGCUACUUUUUCUUUUCUCUAGUCUGUUCCCGCCCAUUCCCCCAGUGAAAUCAAGUAAAUAAAUCAGUAGUUUAUUAUGAGUACUCCUUUGCAUUCUGGGACAAUAUUAACAAGAUUAGCAUUAAUGGGAGUUAAAUUGCUUUAGAGGGGAGCACAUAUGCACAAAAUACAUAAAAUGUUUAUAAUUAGUCUGUGAGCAACAUUUUAUUACAGGUUUAGACCCAAGGGCAAAAUGGCUCUUUUGGUUGGGAAAGUGUUCUUAUCUGCCAAAAUUUAAAGGACCAGACACCCUACUAUACUAAAUAUUCUAUUUGUUCUCCAAUGGUAUCAAUAAAAAGAAACUAAAAUCAUUUUAAAAUAUACAUUAUAAUGAUACCUUGAUCGUAAUCACCAUACUAGGGGUGUAAAUAUGUCUCAAGAAAUCUAGCACAGGAUUAAAGUGGGGAAAAGUAUCCUCUAAUUUUUAAGAUAUUUUUUAGACAUAUUUUCAAAACUUUCUGUUUGUUACUAUCCCAUUCAUGGAAAUUAAGUUAAACCCAAAGCUGGGUCAUCUUUUUCUGGUUGAUCUCUGUCACUUUUGUGCCCUCAAUUUUCCAGGCCACAGUCUGUUUUUGUUCUACUUGAAUUGUUACUACCGACGACAUGAGAUUCAUUUUAACCCUUCUCAUCUUUUCUCCUAACUCAUGUUGUUUCUGUUUCUGAGUCUUUUGUAAGCAUUCGUCUGCUUGGCAUUAUGCAAAAUUGGCUUGCACAAAGAAACAAUUACAUCUAAUAAUUACGCUCAGUAACCUUAGCUUUUUUGUGUGUGUGGAAGAAAUAAAGAACCAAAUUAAGUGCCAA
Molecule: messenger RNA, 3581 nt
Organism: Cavia porcellus (domestic guinea pig)
Lineage: Eukaryota; Metazoa; Chordata; Mammalia; Rodentia; Caviidae
Gene: Hs3st3a1
Product: heparan sulfate-glucosamine 3-sulfotransferase 3A1
Exons: 2
Coding region: 275-1501 (408 amino acids)
Molecular function (GO): [heparan sulfate]-glucosamine 3-sulfotransferase activity
Source: RefSeq, a predicted model, not a curated record